AUGCGCUUUGCCGUUCUCCUAGCCCUGGUUGGGCUUGCUGCUGCUGCCGUUCAUCAGCACCCUCUUGUUUGGCGGAAGUCAAGAAAGGUUCAAAUGAUCGAACGAGGGGAGUAUGCCGCUUUCGUCGGAUACCGUAAUUCUCUACGGGCCGCGAAUCUCGCGAGUCUUCCACAAGCGGUAUCCGAUUAUGGAGACUACGAGUACGUUGGUAACAUCACCAUCGGCACACCCAACCAGCAGUUUGUCGUCGUGCUCGAUACUGGCUCAGCCAAUCUCUGGCACCUUCCGUGCAAUAAGAAGGCCAAAUUCGUCGCGGCUUCCUCAAGUACCUUUGUGUCGAGCACAACCGCGUGGACAAUCACUUAUGGAUCUGGUGAUGCUAAGGGAGUGCUUGGUACCGAUACUGUCAAGUUCGGCGGAUCCAAAGAACAGCAGCUAGUCGUUCCAAAAACCACUUUUGGAUUGGCCACCCACAUCUCAUCUGACUUCAAGGAUGACCCAACUGACGGCAUCCUCGGUCUCGCCUUCACGUCACUUGCUGUCGACGGUGUUGUGCCUCCUCUUAUCAAUGCAAUCAAUCAAGGUGAGUUUGCCUUCGGGCUCUUUUUUGGUUACGCUGAGUCAACAAAUCACAAAAAAGUAGCGUGGCACUAG
Cooperia oncophora is the source of this 654-nucleotide messenger RNA. The record is from the annotation of a GenBank genome assembly. NCBI's taxonomy places the organism in Eukaryota, Metazoa, Nematoda, Chromadorea, Rhabditida, Trichostrongylidae.